Molecule: messenger RNA, 2252 nt
Organism: Triplophysa dalaica
Lineage: Eukaryota; Metazoa; Chordata; Actinopteri; Cypriniformes; Nemacheilidae
Product: V-set domain-containing T-cell activation inhibitor 1-like
Exons: 4
Coding region: 152-784 (210 amino acids)
Biological process (GO): T cell costimulation; negative regulation of T cell proliferation; immune response
Cellular component (GO): external side of plasma membrane
Source: RefSeq, a predicted model, not a curated record
CGCAACACAAAUCAUGUUUCCUGGCCUGAUCGUGUUGUGAGUAGCAUAGAGAUGAACAUACAACAUUAGGCUUAUAAAAAUGAGACAAGUUUCUGAUUUCGGACUCUCAAGUAUUUGUACAAUAAUCAUCGAUUCCUAAUACUGUGGAACCAUGAUCAUUGGUUGUUGGUUCAUCGGUGUAUUUGUACUGCUGAAAAACGUCUGCACUGCUGAUACAGUGUAUUCAGACGACAAAGUUGAAGGGGUUAUUGGACAUAAUGCUUCCUUGCCAUGUGCAUCAAAUAUAAAUGAUCAUAACCUUCAAGAUAUUAAUGUGCUAUGGAGACACAAUGGCAGCACAAAUGUCUUGGCCAUCAUUAAUGGUGAAGCUUCUUUAGACUAUCAGAAGCCCAAGUACAAAUACAGAACUCAAACUUUCCCUGAUAAUUACAAGGAUGGAAACUUCACCUUAAAGCUCAACAAUCUCACACACACUGAUGCAGGGAUGUACCAAUGCUACAUCACACACUCAUCUGAACUUGUGACUUUACAACUGCUUCUUAAUGAAUCACCAGAAGAGAAGUCAUCAGAUGUAGAAGGAGGAAAGAGAAACAUAUUAAUUCUUGUGUUUUGUUUUUCCCUGUUAAUUGUAUCUAUUGUAUGUAUAGUAAUUGCCUGCGUGAUGAAAAGUGGUAAUACAACCUCUAGUCAAGGGUUUUUUGCUACUGGAGCAUGCCUGCCCUGCCAAUUUUGGUUCAACCCGAUAUCAAAAACACCUGAAAAAAAAAACAAUCAGAAUAAUUAGGUUAACUCAAGGCACCCCUAUAACAUACAAGAACAGUGGCACUGAUGCCUCAAAGUAAAUAUUAUUUAAAUGUUGGCUCAGCCUACAUGAUUACUAGGCCUCCACCUUCCUGUUUUUGGGGACAAUUCUUCCUAAAUACCUCCUCUACCCAAUCUAAUAUAUUCCACCUUAUAUCAAUUUAGAAAAAAAACAUUUGUGUAUCAUUAUUUCUUUUAAUACUGAAUGGUUUUGUAUAGAGUAUUCUGUCUAAAUGGGUUGCAGUGAUGUUCAUCUUAACUACCUUAAAGCGGCACUACGUAGGAAUUGUCUCUUUGUCACCAACUCAGUUUGUAAGUGCUACUGAAGGUGAUGUGCGGAUGAGUCUGAUAUUUUGAGUCCUGGCCUGUGACAGUGCAGCAGUGGGAAUCUUCACUGUACAUCAGUAGUAGGGCUGGGUAUCGAUUCUGAUGUUCCGAUUUGAUUCCGAUUCACACGCAUUCGAUUUGAUUUGAGUCGAUUCUCGAUUCAAGUCAAUGAUAACCCACAUAGCAAGCAACCAUUGAAUCAAUGUUAAAAUAAAUUAUUUGUGAAUGUUAAUUGCAUUGAAUCAAUAUCACUUUCGCACCUGCAAUUAAUGUAGAAUUGUAAUUGUAGACAUUUCAACAAAUCUCCAUUAUUGUGAUCAGGCAACUCUUUUACCACUUUCCAGAUUUACACUAGUGCUUUGAUAGGAACACUUAUACAUUGAUAAAGAAAUAAUUGUUCGGAAAAUUUACUUUUUAUCAUGACCAGUUAAAAACUUAACAUUAACAUACAAGAGUUGAGCUAAAUCAAAAACUGAUCACUAUAAUGGUGAUUUGUUGAAAUUACAAAACAUAUUCAACAUUAAUUGCAGGUGCAAAAGUGAUAUUGAUUCAAUGCAAUUAACAUUGACAAAUUAACUAUUUUUAACAUUGAUUCAGUGGUUCCUUUCUAUUUGGGUAUAUAUUUAAUACAAAUCCUAUAGAUAUUUCUAAAAAUGAUCAGUAAAUAUUACUUUACAAUGGUGAACUAAAAAUUAAAUGAAAUCAGCCAGAAACCUGUAUAUUAAAAUUAAAACAUACUUGGGUAUAUUGAAACAGAACAUUUAUUUAAAAUUUGAGAUGCAGUAUGUGAGAAUUUGGAUUUUGCCUGUGUCCCACAUAUUAUGUGAAAUGUAUUUCAAUGAUUAUUGUUCACAAAUCAUAUUAUGUGAAAUGUAUUUCAAUGAUUAUUGUACAUGAAUUAGGACUAACCUUACUUGAGUUUAAGUGCUGACCAAGCUAACAGAAUGUUCAGAACAAUAAUGUUAAUGUACUUCUAAGAAUUUCUAAGAACAAGGAACUAACUCGCGUGAAUAACAUCAAUAUAGGUCUUGUUUCAAUGACAUAUUUACUUCCUCUUUUAUGAAUAUAAGAUAUAUAUAUAUUGAAACUAUAUUCAAUAAACUUUGAACUCUGAUUGAACUGCA